Molecule: messenger RNA, 2973 nt
Organism: Balaenoptera ricei (Rice's whale)
Lineage: Eukaryota; Metazoa; Chordata; Mammalia; Artiodactyla; Balaenopteridae
Product: centrosomal protein of 78 kDa-like
Cellular component (GO): centrosome
Molecular function (GO): protein binding
Source: RefSeq, a predicted model, not a curated record
CCGGCGAUGUGGCGCGCGAGGAGGCGCGGGAGGGGGCGCGGGAGCGCGGCAUCGAGGGGCCGGCCUAGCUGGGGCCCGUGGCCCUGCGUCUUCUGGCUGCGACGGGGGUCCACCGUCCGCAACCGCCGGGCGGGGGGCUCCCGAGGGGCCGGGAGGCGAGCCGGGGUCCCCAGGCGGGUGUGGGCAUCGUGUCCGCAGCCAGCGUCCCUGAGGCCGCGCUCGGGCCAUGACCACUCGGUGAAGUUGCGCUGCGACAGCGCGGCCGACCUCUUCCAGCGCUGUGAGGACCUGUGUGCGCUACAGGACUCGGUGCCUCUGCCCGCCGUGCGCGCUUCCCUGCGGGAGGGCCUGCUGGACUACGACCGCUUCCGCGGGGUGGAAUGGACGCCGCUCCUGAGCACUCUGCCCGUGAUCUGUAUCCAGAGCUUCUUCCAACCACGGCUUGUCGAGACAGGUUGUGACAGAAAUAAAGUUUACAGAAGUCGUGUUCCUGCGAUAAGAAAUAAAGAUGUGACCUUCCAGUUGUGUAAAGCUCAUGAAUGCUGUGUAAGUGCGUCGGGUGCGCUAAGGAACCUGGAGCUAAAUGGGCUAGUUCUGAGAGAGAGAGACUUAACUAUGUUAACAAAGGGAUUGAAUAAAUCAGCCAAUUUGGUGCACCUGUGUCUUGUGAAUUGUCCUAUUGGAGAUGGAGGUUUAGAAAUUAUUUGUCAAGGUAUAAAGAACUCUAUCACUCUUAAGACAGUACACUUCACGGGGUGUAAUAUGACAUGGCAGGGAGCAGAUCACAUGGCCAAGAUCUUAAAGUAUCAGACUACCAGAAGGCAUGAAGCAACCUGGGCUGAGAGUCUUCGUUCCAGGAGACCUGAUCUCGACUGUAUGGCUGGUUUGAGGCGCAUCACUCUGAACUGCAGCAUGCUCAUUGGUGACCUGGGUGCAAGUGCUUUUGCAGAAUCUCUUAGUGAGGAUUUAUGGCUUAGAGCACUUGACCUGCAGCAGUGUGGCCUCACCAGUGAAGGAGCAAAGGCUUUACUAAAGACCCUUGAAACCAACAGAACUCUGGUCGUUUUGGAUAUAAGAAAAAAUCCACUCGUGGAUCAUUCUGUGAUGAAAGCAGUUAUCAAUAAAGGUCUCCAGAAUGGAAGGAGUGCCAAGUCAGAGUACCAGCAGAUAACUUCUCCAUCGGUGAAGGAACCAUCCAAAGCUGCUAGACAGAAAAAGAGAACUAUAAUUUUGGGAAGUGGUCGUAAAGCAAAAGCUACUAUUAGAAUUGGCUUGGCCACAAAGAAACCUGUAAGUAAUGGAAGGAAACACUCUGCUGGUAAAGAAUGUUAUGCUCCUGAACCUCUACCACCUGGUGUGUCUGGUUUCCGGCUGUGCCGUACUGCAGAACGUGCAAAAAGCAGCAGGUUUACACAUAGAAUUAAGGUCACAUGACACUGGAUGGUGUUUGAUGAUAGAGGUAUGUAUGUAUGGCUAGAGUCCUACUCCUGCAGAAAAUUGAUUCAACUGGAACCCCAGAAACUCACGUGAGGCCAGACUGAGUGCAUGUGAGGGUGAAGAAGGGCCUGGGAACCAGUGGAAAAAUGAUGAAAGGAAGCACUUUGCUGAAUUCCUGAUUAAUUAAUAAAUCACGUGUUGUCAGGCAACUCCAUAGCUAUCACAUCUCAUGGUCUCAAGCAUACUUCCCAAUGACUAAAAUAAUCACGUAUGAUUAUAAUCUCAGAAAAAGAUUACGCACAUGAAAAAUAUAUUCUCAAGCCUUUUAGUGAAGAUUCAGUGUGCUCACCUAUGAGAGAUCCCAAAUGAAGGAAAUGUUACUGGACCCUCUCCAGAUUCUUGGACAGCAAUACCAUAGAAAUGAAUAUCACUCCCACAAGACUCUUAGGAAAGCAAAGCUUUUUAUUGAAAGAGAUAGCUUGUGCACAAGGGAGAAGGCAGAAAAAGGUGCCAACUCCCCGAGGACUUUCAGAGAAAGGGUUUUAAAGGCAGUACGAGGGAGGGGACCGCAGGGUGCUUGAUCAGCUUGUGCUCAGUUCUCAGACUGGUUGGCAUCAAGGUGAAGUUUCAAGCGUCAUCAACCUUCUGGUUUCAACCUGUCUGGGGUCUAUAUUCUUGUGGUCAGUAGUUUUUUGUUUUUUUUUUUUUUUAAUUUUAUUUUUAUUUAUUUAUUUAUUAUGGCUGCACCGGGUCUUAGUUGUGGCAUGUGGGCUUCUUAGUGGUGGCAUGCGAACUCUUAGUUGCAGCAUGCAUGCGGGAUCUAGUUCCCCGACUAGGGAUUGAACUCGGACCCCUUGCAUUGGAAGCGCGGAGUCUUACCCAUUGGACCACUAGGGAAGUCCCUGGUCAGUAGUUUUUAUCUAGUGGGCAUCUGCUUCCUGUAAAAACAACUUAGGAAUGUGUGUCAGGCCUUUAUCUGUAUCUUUCAGGGAACUGGGAGUUGGGUGACUGCUAGGUGGAGGAUUUUAUAGUCCCGCUUUUAUUCUUUGGAAACUAUGUACAUACAUCGGUGGAACAAUGAGAGAGCAAAUCUUUACUCCUGUGGAUCAUUGGUUAUUGUCUCAGAAGCCUAUGCUUUUAGGUGCUCUGUUUUACUGGGCUUGUCAAGCCCCACUGGCUCAUGGCCAUUCCCUCGUCCUUUUCCAAAAUGGCUGUACUCUUGUCUUCCUGUUUCAAAAAUGUAGAAUUUAGAUACCGCCAUCUAAAAGUACAGCAUCACCACCAAGGGUAGUGUUCAGGUAGAAUUUUUUUAAUGAAGAACAAAAUGAAUGUUUCUAAUUCCUUAGCAUAGGACAAGUUUGAAAAACUGAAUAUGGUUAAAAUGGUAUAUUUAAUCUUUACCUUGAAAAUAAUGUAAUCAGUAUAAACAUUGUUUGAAAUAAAGUUAUUUAAAUCAAUUGAAUUUUGCCUCAGUAUUCCUCAGGACACCAUGAGAUUCUGUCCAGAAGUCUCCAAAAGGGAACUCCUCUUUAUACA